AUGACGCUGACGACGAAAGCCGAAGGGCAACGCGUUCAGUGGGUACAAGAAAUGCGAGCGGAUGGGGUUCCGGUGACGUACAGUAUGCUCCGAAUCAUGAUGCUGGAGUCUUUCAUCGAUCUUGGGCUGAAGGAAGACGAGUUUCGUGCCGGCUGGCACUGGGUCGACGGAUUCAAGCGCCGGCAUGGCUUGUCCCUUCGAGCUCGAACGCGCAUCGGUCAACAGACACCCGAUGAUGGCCUUGAUCGUUACGACAUCGACGUAAUCUACAAUGCAGACCAAACAGCAGUCAAAUCUGAGUACCUGCCAACCAAGACCCUGAACAAGAAGGGCGAGAACACCGUGUGGGUUAAGUGUGGAGGCAAGACCAAGGACCGCAUGACGGACAUGCUGUUGGCGGACAAUACAGGCACCAAACACACGUUGUUUUUGGUCCUUCGAACGCCGAAGUCCAAAAUCAAAGCCGUUAUACAAGAGAACCUGACCAUGCAACAGGGUUUUGGCAAGCGGCUGUGGGGGAGUGUUGAACCAUGCAAGAUUCGAACGGUGUUGUGA
Aphanomyces astaci is the source of this 555-nucleotide messenger RNA. RefSeq lists its product as hypothetical. Bases 1 to 555 code for a protein of 184 amino acids. The transcript has 2 exons. NCBI's taxonomy places the organism in Eukaryota, Oomycota, Saprolegniomycetes, Saprolegniales, Verrucalvaceae. The record is from RefSeq and is a predicted model, not a curated record.